AUGGCUGGACAUGCCAUGUGCCCGUCUUCAAACAAAAGGGUCAGCAUCACUUUCUUCAGAGUGCGUCCCGAAUCCAUUCAAGGCCAGUCACCACCAACUAGUCCCAUGAACGGUGCCAUGACCCUAUGGCAACCUAGCAUCCCGAGCCCAUAUCCGAUGCCAAACGGAGCUGCUCUUAGUGGCUAUGAGCCAAUGGAUUCAAAUUCAAUGCCUAACUGGGGAGAUCUUCGUUCUCCAGUGGUCAUGCUUGCUCCAAUGCGCCCUAUGGUCUUGAGUCCCAAGAGAAUGCCCAAUGGUGGUGGGACAGGGGUUUUUUUGCCCUGGGCUGUAGGAUCUAGGAAACCUGCGAAGCAUCUUCCACCCCGUGCCCAAAGAGGACGCCUCCUUGCACUAUCCUCUCCAGUCGAAGCACAUGUGGCAGGUUCUGCUUCUGAUACAGAGGAAGGGAUCAGAGGGAUAGAUGUAUCGUUGAAUCAAACGCAGAAGAUAAAGGUACAGAGAGCGGUGCAGCAGCUGGAGUCUUUGUAUUCGAAAGCCAACUCCAAUGCUUCUGUCACCGUCGCCGAUACCGUACCCGUCAGCUACGAAGGCACCAUUCUCCAGGGUCAUGGCACCUCUGAGCGCGAAGGUGAAGUGGUGGCGACGCUGCGUGGAGUGGUGGAGCGUGCUGAAGUUCGUAAUUGUCAGAAUGAUCGUAGUUUACAAUUGCAAGCAGAAAGUCAGAAGUAUGGAAAGCAGAAAGUGAAAGCUGAACGACGCAUGUUGAUGACAAAGAGGAAAGGGUCACACUUGUCAUUUGAAACCCAAAGUAUUCCUGGAGAUUAA
This is a messenger RNA of Dovyalis caffra, 825 nucleotides long. NCBI's taxonomy places the organism in Eukaryota, Viridiplantae, Streptophyta, Magnoliopsida, Malpighiales, Salicaceae. The record is from the annotation of a GenBank genome assembly.